AUGCAUCUCCCAUUUCUUGUAGUGAUAGCUGCCCUUGUCGUUGGAUGUGUCGCAGCCGAUGACAACAUAACCUGCAGCGAAGUAGUUAAGGCAUUCAAUAGUCUCGAAGACUACUAUCGGAGCCUAUGGGAUACCGCCAACUCAAUUGAUACCGAUGCCGAAAUCACGGCCGAUGAAGGAGCGUAUCCGUACAUAUACAAAAGCCUUGAAGAUAUCCUAGGUCUCAGUGCUGAGCUCACCCAGCGACUUUACAAGCUCCAACCUGAAACAUUUGUUAAUGAAGAAGGAAAGGAUGUUUAUGACGCCCAUCGCAACUGCUCCGUUUCGGAGAAAGACUUCUUGGCCGUCCUCAGCGCCAAAGGGCCCAAAGUGGUACAGAAAACACCCGCACUCAGCGAGCGCACCGUGGAGGCUCUAAGGCCUCUUGUAGACUCCAACGAGAAUCUCGGUGCAGCAACGAUAUACAGUCUCCAAUCCAACCUGCAGGAAUCCGCUGUCGUCAAUGUAUGGGGUGUGGAUUUGAAGAUUGUGGAUGCCAUUGCUGCUUAUCAGAUUGGAAACUGUACUGCGGCUGCGGUAAAGGAGGAGCCUAAGGAGCCUGAGGAGGGAGAGCAAGGGGCGGAAGGGGAGCAAGCUCAAGACGUAGAGGAAGGGGAAGAAGUGGGGGGAGCCGACGCAGUCGACGGCGUGGAAGAAGAGCUGGCCGAGUAA
Thermochaetoides thermophila DSM 1495 is the source of this 711-nucleotide messenger RNA. RefSeq lists its product as uncharacterized. Lineage: Eukaryota; Fungi; Ascomycota; Sordariomycetes; Sordariales; Chaetomiaceae. The record is from RefSeq and is a predicted model, not a curated record. The transcript has 3 exons. Bases 1 to 711 code for a protein of 236 amino acids.